UGAUCACAGAAACCACCAAAAUGUAACUAUUAUGAGAGGAAAUGAUCAUAUAGCCCAUGAUAAAGCACAAAAAUAUAUUUUAAAAAAAACGACUUUAAAGUUUACCACUGGGUGGCGAGCACACACCUUUUCAUAACGGCUGAAGCUAAGUCAUGAACCAGAAAUCGAAAAUACAAAUACACAGAAUGCGGUGACGAAUCAUGGAGACGCGAGGUAGGCGGAGCUUAAUGCGUCAUGAUCAUGGUCGUGAGAAGUGAUUGGACCACACAGCGCCCCUCGCGAACUUCAUACAUUUACCACCAAGAACAGAUACCCUUCUAGCUAGUUUCUCUUUCACAAGCCCAGGCAGGAAAAGGGAACCGCAGAAGAAGACCUCGUCUCACAUUGUUUACAUCAGGAGGAGGUGACAGAACGGAGCCUGUCCUGUCAGUAUGGCUCAAACUUUCAGUCUAUGACUUACUAUGACAUUUAACAUCAACUGACGGGGAGCCAUGGGCGCAUUCGCUUGUCUUUCUGUCCUGUGCUCGUUGUGGCUUUGCCCGCUAGUUUCCAGCGAACAGGUAGCAUUUGUAGAGGUGUUUCUGGAAGAGCAUCAGGAUGUUUUUCAGGGUGAGGUGGUCAAGGGGACUCUGGAGAACGAUCCCAUGGAAAACCACAGCAAAAAGAAACAAGAGCUUAAAGGAGACCUCAUAUUAAUAAAAGAUGAAGCUCUUGAAAGCAACGAUGAAAGCAGUGAUGGGAAGGAUCAGAACCCGUGGAUCGGAGUGGUUCCUGUCCAGAUGGAGGAAGGCACAGUUUCCAGCAACAGCAACCAGGAGUCAUUUGCUGCCUCUGUGGUCAAUAAGAUGAAGCGUGCUCUUGUUUUUGGUGCGUCUGCGUUGAUCAUACUGGCUUUAAACCAGAAUACCGUCAGAGAGAUGGAUCUCUCCCAGGUCCUCUCAAAGCCAAUCAUUGUCAUUCAGACAUCAGAAAAUGUCACUAAGCUCAUUGGAGCACUCCUCAGGGGCCUUCAUGCAACAGCCACAAUCACUUAUAAGACUUUUCUACAGGAUAGCCUGGGGGCUACCUUGACCCUGUGGUCCAGCUGUGGCCGUUCAAGAGGAGGGUUGUACGGGGAAUGGCAGGGGGUCAUCUGCACUGGAGAGACCAACUCUCAGGUCCAGAAAUAUCUCCAGCAGCUUUGGAACACAGUCGUUCUGGUGGCCCUUGUCCUCUCCACAGGGGUCAUAGUUCAAGCACACUGGCAGUACCAGGACAACCAGUUUAAUGAUGAUUUAGAGUCAAACAUGAAGCAAGACAUUUUAAAGAGAUUAUCAGCAUUGAAGACGAGGACAUACCGGCAGCCCAAAGUGAGGUGUGACCAAACACAAACUCAGCCGGUGGAGACGGACAGUUGUGCAGUUUGUCUGGAGCAAUACAACAACAACCAGUGUUUGAGGGUGUUACCAUGCCUCCAUGAGUUCCACAGAGAUUGUGUGGAUCCCUGGCUACUCCUCCAGCAGACAUGCCCUCUCUGCAAGCGUAGCGUUUUUGGCAAUUUUUAUUGAACUGGACCAGGGUGGAUUCUGGACUAGGAAAUAGUGGAAUUGGAUUGACUCUUCUGAUUCAGGCUUUUCAUGGCAACUAAAUCCCUCCUCUGUACUGUAAGGUCAGGAUUCCUCCAUCAUGGUAAUGAUCUUUGACCUUUCCAAAGACUAUAUACCUUGAGUUCUUUCAAGAGACCCCAAAAGUCAGGACUAGUUCCUGAUCUCCCUGAAGUUCCUUGAAGGUAGGUUCUUGUACACGGGAUCAGUUCUUUUGCGCACAGUUGAAUACUCAAGUUACAUUUGUUGAACCGAUUCAGCAGUUUACAGAUACACAGAUUGUGAAGUCAUGUGCACAGCAAAAAAACAAAAGUAACGAUUCAGAUCUCUUCAAAUUGAGGAAUCAUAUGACAUGAUACCAGGGCUGGUCUUGUUCCACCCAUAAAAGAAGUGCAGUUCUUGCCUGAAUAUGGUCCUAACCUAGAAGUUGUGGUCUUGACAUCUUUUGAGACCAUAUAAGAUGUUUCUGUUAAUCAGAGACAUAAUGCAGGUCAGAGGCCCAUACAUUACAUGCAGAAAAAAACAGAUAUUGUGGCAUGUUAUUCAUUCAUUCCCAUGUUUGAAUUAAAUUGUGGCUGUAAUUUAACUAAACUAAAAUAUAAUUCUGUAUAACGUAGCUACGAUUUACAACAUUUCAAUAUUUACCUAAUAAUUACCUAAAACAAGGGGGACAAAAUUGUUGUGAGAAUGAAUACUUAAUACAUGGCCUUGAAAUCUUGUUUUUUUCCCCAAUGCAUGUCAAGUAUGGGGCUCCAUAAUGUAGUGCCAUUGUUUGGCUUUGAUGGCUAAACCCCCAGCUCCAGCACUAGCAACAAUUCAGUGGAAAUGGGGCAUGUUAAUCAAUUCUGUUACUUAACUACCCAGUAAAAUGAAAGAUGCAUGAAAGGAGGAUCUGUAUUCCAUACAAAGAGCUGCAAGGAUGCCCUGUGCCUGGAUGCACAGAGCAACUUUUACUAUUUUAGUGUCACUUAUAAAGAUGAUUUAUAAGGGACUAUUAAGUACAUUUACAUGCAUUCUACAAGUUCAAUUUUAGAGUUUCAAAUUGUCUUUUUAAAUGUUAUGUAAAUACUUUAGUCUGACUAAAAUGCCAGUCUGGUUUUUGCUAGACUAACAAACCUACCGUACAUUACCUUUCAAAAGGAUUUUUGUUGUGGUUGUUGUUGAAAGAAAUCAAUACUUUAAUUCAGCAAAGAUGCAUUAUAUUGAUCAAAAGUGUCAGUAAAACAUUUAUAAUGUUCCAAAAGAUGAUUCUUUGGUAAAACUUUCAAUUCAUCAGAGAAUCCUUCAAAAAAAAAAAAAAAAAUUGUUUUCUGAAAAAUACUGGUUUUAACAUUGAUUUCUGAAGGAUCAUGCGACACAGAAGACUAAAGUAAUUCUUGCCAUUAUUGAAAUAUAUAUGAAUACAUCUUUUACAUAAAAAUAUAAUUUAAAAAAA
Pimephales promelas (fathead minnow) is the source of this 3018-nucleotide messenger RNA. RefSeq names its product ring finger protein 215 (gene rnf215). NCBI's taxonomy places the organism in Eukaryota, Metazoa, Chordata, Actinopteri, Cypriniformes, Leuciscidae. The record is from RefSeq and is a predicted model, not a curated record.